Scheffersomyces stipitis CBS 6054 is the source of this 1314-nucleotide messenger RNA. RefSeq names its product DNA primase subunit (gene PRI1). NCBI's taxonomy places the organism in Eukaryota, Fungi, Ascomycota, Pichiomycetes, Serinales, Debaryomycetaceae. The record is from RefSeq and is a predicted model, not a curated record. Gene Ontology annotation, biological process: DNA replication, synthesis of primer. The coding region runs from base 1 to 1314 and encodes 437 amino acids. Gene Ontology annotation, cellular component: alpha DNA polymerase:primase complex. The transcript is spliced from 2 exons.
AUGAUUUUUUUCUACAAGAGACUAUUACCUUUCAAGCACAUUUUCCAAUGGUUGAGCCAUUCACCCAAGCCAACAAAAGACUUCACCAUGAGAGAAUUUGCCUAUGAACAUCGUUCUGGAGUUUACCAGAGAUAUAUCUCAUAUGACAAUGCUGAUGAUUUCAAGAACCAUGUAGUCAACUCCAACCCUACACGUUUCGAAGUGGGAGCAGUAUAUUCGGUCAAUCCCAAGGAAAGGAAAUUUCUUCCUAAGCUGGCAUACAAACCUGUUUCCAAAGAAUUGGUUUUUGAUAUCGAUAUGACAGAUUACGAUGAUAUUAGAACUUGUUGCCAGGGAACGGAUAUCUGUACCAAAUGCUGGAGAUUCAUUCAGGUCGCUGCUAAAAUCAUUGACAGAGCAUUGAGAGAGGACUUUGGAUUCGAGCACUUGAUAUGGGUAUUCUCGGGGAGAAGAGGGGCACAUUGUUGGGUGUCUGAUCCAAGAGCCAGGAAUUUGGAAGAAGGUACGAGGAGAGCGAUUGUAGAGUAUAUGGAUGUGUUGGGUGCAAAACAAACCAAAAAAUUGCUAAACUUGAAGAAACCCUUCCAUCCACACGUAGAAAGAUCGUUCAAUAUCGUCAAACAAGAAUUUGCAAAGAUCAUCUUGGAAGAACAAGAACCUUGGUUGACGACUCCUUCGCUAGCAGAUGACGACAAGGCUUGGACUCAGACGGAAGAACUUUUGUCAUUCAUCCCAGACAAUACAUUGCAGUCAGAAUUAAGAGCCAAGUGGAAAAACCUGCUUUCAUUAUCUACGUCCAGAUCUAAGUGGGAAGACAUCAACGUACUUGCAAAGACUUCUUUAAAGUCUCAAGUUCAGGUCAGCCAAUUGAACGAGGCCAAGAAGGAAAUCAUAUUAUACUACAUGUACCCAAGACUAGACAUAGAAGUGUCGCGUCAAGUUAUCCACUUGUUAAAGUCCCCAUUCUGUAUCCAUCCAGGAACUGGUAAUGUCUGUGUUCCCUUUGAUCCUAGACGCAAUAUUUCAAUGAACGCCGAAGAUGAUGCCUACGGAUUCAACCCAACCACUGCUCCAAACUUGUUGCAAUUGCAGCGUGAAUUGGAUAUUUGGGAAACUAAGAGGGUGAAUAGAGAGUCUAGCCAACCAGCUGGCGAAUCCGGAGAUGAAGUAGAAACUAGAGUUCUUGAUUACGAAAAGACAAGUUUAAAGCCAUACGUAGAUUACUUUGCGAAAUUUGUUCUGGAUUUAACCAAAGCUGAACUUAAAGGUAUACUGGCUAAGAGAGAUCUUGAAGAUAAACUGUUGGAAUUCUAG